Molecule: messenger RNA, 3159 nt
Organism: Cryphonectria parasitica EP155
Lineage: Eukaryota; Fungi; Ascomycota; Sordariomycetes; Diaporthales; Cryphonectriaceae
Product: Cse1-domain-containing protein
Exons: 4
Coding region: 86-2962 (958 amino acids)
Biological process (GO): protein import into nucleus; protein export from nucleus
Cellular component (GO): cytosol; nuclear envelope
Molecular function (GO): small GTPase binding; nuclear export signal receptor activity
Source: RefSeq, a predicted model, not a curated record
ACCAAAUCUCCUCCCAUUCCGACUACCGCAGCUGCAUUUCGGAUCGUCGUUGGUCUUGAUAGAGUUUUUUUCUACACAAGUCAACAUGGCAGCAGAGAUCCAGAACAUCGCCCAGCUGCUGGAUGCAACCCUGGAUCCGCAGCAGCACCGCAAAGCCGAGAACCUCCUCAAGCAGGAGGAGAAGAAACCCCAGUACUCCCUCCAGCUCCUCAAGAUCGUCGCCGAGCAGAGUCUUCCCGUCAAGACUCGUCUCGCCGCUGCGCUCGCCUUCAAGAACUUUGUUCGCCUGAACUAUGUGAACGAAGAUGGAGAACACAAGCUGCCCGCAGGAGAGGUUGCAACCAUCAAGCAGGAGCUUGUGGGCCUCAUGAUCACAUCGCCCCCGAACAUCCAGAGUCAGCUCGGCGAGGCUAUCAGCGUCAUUGCCGACUCAGACUUCUGGACGCGGUGGGAUACCUUGAUACAGGACCUCGUCAGCCGGAUCUCGCCCACCGAUUACAAGGUUAACAACGGAGUUUUGGAGGUCGCACACUCUAUCUUCGUGCGCUGGCGACCGCUUUUUCAGUCCAACGAGCUGUAUGCCGAAGUCAACCACGUCGUGCAGCACUUUGGCCCGGCGUACGGUGAGCUGCUGCGCAUCACGGACCAACAGAUAGACGCGAACAAGGACAAUACCGCACCGUUGCAGGGCUGGUUCGAGACCAUGAGCUUGAUGGUCAGGAUACUCUACGAUCUCACAUGCCAUGAUCUGCCCCCUACGAUCGAAGGCAACCUGCCGUACAUAUUUGGCCUCCUCGACAAGUACUUGUCGUACACAAACCCCAUAUUCGCCGGCGACGAGGACGAGGCAACAGCGCUGGAGCAUGUCAAGGCAGACAUAUGCGAAGCCCUGACGCUCUUCUCAACCAAGUACGACGAAGACUUCACCCCCUACUGCGAGCGAUUCAUAACCUCUGUGUGGAACCUCCUGUCGACCAUUGGCCCCGAAAAGAAGUACGACCUCCUGGUGAGCAAGGCCUUACAAUUUCUGACCGCCGUCGCCGGGUCCAAGCAUGCGGCCGCCUUCAACGACGAGAACAUCCUGGGCCAGAUUGUGGAGAAGGUGAUUCUGCCCAACGUCACCCUCCGCGAGUCAGACAUCGAGAUGUUCGAAGACGAGCCCAUCGAGUUCAUCCGAAGAGACCUCGAGGGAUCGGAUACGGACUCUAGGCGACGCGCCGCUACCGAUUUCUUGCGGAAGCUGCUGGAGAGAUUUGAGCUUCUCGUCACGAGCGUCGUCUUCAAGUACAUCGACCACUAUCUGACGCAGGGGCAGAAGGACUGGAAGGCCAAGGACACGGCCGUGUACCUGUACCUGGCCAUUGCUGCCAAGGGUGCCGUUACGACGGCGCAGGGUGUCAAGACGGUCAACCCUCACGUCAAUGUCGUCGAGUUCUUCCAGAGCCACAUCGCCUCUGAUCUUUUGAACGAUGCCGGGGUCGAGCCCAUCUCCAAGGUCGACGCCAUCAAAUACCUUCACAACUUCCGCAGCCAACUGACUAGGGAGCAAUGGCAAGCCGCAUUCCAGCCCCUCAUCAAGAAUAUGGCCUCGGACAAUUAUGUUGUAUACACAUAUGCUGCAAUCGCGGUGGAACGGGUCCUGUUCUUGACGAAUGACCAGGGCGAGCACACAUUCUCGAGGGCGGAUAUCGAGCCACUGGCAAAGGACCUCCUCGACCACCUGUUCCACCUUGUUGAGAAGGACAAGGCCCCAGCCAAGAUGCAGGAGAAUGAGUUCUUGAUGCGCUGCAUCAUGAGAGUCCUGAUCGUGAUCAACCAGGGAAUACAACCCAUCUUAGAUGGCGUCUUGAAUCAUCUCAUCAACAUUGUUGGUGUCAUCAAGGCUAACCCCAGCAAUCCUCGAUUCUACUACUACCUGUUCGAGGCCAUGGGAGCCCUGGUCCGGUUUUCCAGCCCCUCACAAGAAGCUAUGCUGCACGAGCGCCUGUGGGAACCAUUCUCGUACAUCCUCAACCAGGACAUCUCGGAAUUUGUCCCCUAUGUCUUCCAGAUCUUCGCCGCCCUGCUCGAAGCUACUCCAUCGAACGAAUUGCCUGCCAACUACAGCACGCUCCUACCUUAUAUCCUUGCGCCCGCCGUAUGGGAGACGAGGGGCAACGUGCCCGGUUGCGCCCGAUUCUUGGCGGCUAUGGUGCCCAAGUCCAAGCGGGUGAUUUUGGAGAACAGACAGCUAGAGCAGGUUCUGGGUGUUUUCCAGGGAUUGUUGAAUGUGAAGAAGACGGAGCAGAACGCCUUCGACAUUCUCGAGUCAGUCAUAGCAGCAUUCGAUGGGACGACGCUGGGCGCGUAUUUCCCGACCAUCUUACAGCUCACGCUUGCCAAGCUGCAGGCGCAACCGUCGGAUUCAUACAAGCAGCGAUUUGUCCGCUUCUAUCAUCUAGUUUCAGCGCGGACGGAGCACGGAUUGGGUGCUGACUUCUUCAUCAAACAUGUCGAGGCCUUGCAAGCCAAGAUGUUCCCGGCCAUCUACCAGAGCAUCAUCCUCAAGACGACCGGCUCGUUAGCCCGCCCCGUCGACAGGAAGAUUGGCGUCAUCUCAUACACCAAGACGCUCUGCGACUCGAAAGAGUUUGCAAUCACCUACGGCAACAAGGGCUGGGGCUGGACAGCCAAUGCACUGCUGGAUCUUCUCAAGAACCCACCCAAGGUGGCGGUCGGAUUCGGCGAUGAGAUCAUCACGGAAGCAGACGUGGACGACAUCGGGUUCGGUCUCGGCUACACCCCCCUGAACACAUGCAAGCGCGGCCCACGUGAUGACUUUCCUGAGCUCACCGACGUUCAGGUCUGGGUCAGCGAGUACAUGAAGAAGACCAACGCACAGGCCAACGGCAUGCUUCUGCAGUUUGUCCAGCAGAGAGUAUCACCUGAGGGCCAGCAGGCCUUGGCUCCUUAUCUGCAGUAGAGACACCAAUACUCGAAUGUACAUGCUUUGAUGAUCUUGACCAUCUCAAGACAACCACAUGAGACGAAAACAAAAAUCAUUGAUGCGAGAAGGUCGACGGACUACAUGGCGGGCAGAAUGGCGUUGGGAAGGACCAAAAUGAUUCGGUGGUAGGGAGACAAUGACAGCUGCAAGGCACUGAAUUAAAUGUGUAGUAG